Molecule: messenger RNA, 1185 nt
Organism: Nannizzia gypsea CBS 118893
Lineage: Eukaryota; Fungi; Ascomycota; Eurotiomycetes; Onygenales; Arthrodermataceae
Exons: 1
Coding region: 1-1185 (394 amino acids)
Biological process (GO): maturation of SSU-rRNA from tricistronic rRNA transcript (SSU-rRNA, 5.8S rRNA, LSU-rRNA)
Cellular component (GO): nucleolus; small-subunit processome
Source: RefSeq, a predicted model, not a curated record
AUGGCUGUCGACGGGAUGGAAAUAUCUCGGAUGCCUAUAAAAACCAUGCUUGAGUCUCUCCAACAGUCCUUGUCGAGCGCGGCAUCAUCUCUGCCCGCCAUCGACACGCCUGAAGCCCGUACGGGGGCCUCGAUUUUACCUCCAGCCGAUGGUAUUUCGCUGCUCGACACCAAAAGCGAGAUUCUCCUAUCCUACUUGCAGAACCUGGUGUAUCUUGUCCUCCUGCAAGUUCGUCAGCUAUCUUCCUCAUCGACAGACAGCUCACGACCGACUACCGACCCAAAUCAGGAAGAUGUAGUGAAGAAACUGACGGAGCUUCGAGUAUACCUUGAACGUGGUGUCAGACCACUUGAAGGGCGACUCAAAUACCAAAUUGAUAAAGUCCUGAAGGCCGCGGACGAUCUUGAGCGAACCAAGGCGCAGACCACCAAAAGCGUUGAGCGGCGCAAGUCUGCAAAGAGCGCUGAUUCUGAUGUGGAUACAGGGAAUGAGGAUGACAGUGAUCAGAGCGGUAGCGGUAGCGAUAGUGACGACGACAAGAAUGAAGAAGACGAAGAAGAUAUCGACGAAUUGACGUAUCGACCGAAUGUAGCUGCCUUCUCUCGCGCAGCAGAAGCCCAGGAGCAGAAACAAAAAGCCGCCGCACAAAAGAAAGAUACUACUAGCGACGGUAUCUAUCGACCCCCCAGAAUAAAGCCUACCGCUCUAGUUGAGCACAAGCCCAGCCGCCGCGCAGAACGUGAAGCCCAGCGAUCCAAGAAGUCUAAAGCGAUCGAUGAAUUCGUCAAUGCGGAGAUGUCUACUGCGCCAAUGAUCGAGCCUAGUAUAGGCAGCACCAUCCGCGCAGGCGGACGACACGUCAGCACGCAACAGGAUAGGGCUAGAGAAGAGGAGCGCAGAGUCUACGAAGAGACCAACCUGACUCGACUACCUAAGGAGAGCAAAAAAGAUAGAGCAAAGAGGGGAGGAAAUCGUCGUGGAGGGUAUGGUGGAGAGGAAUGGCAGGGUCUCGGCGAAGGAGUUGAUCGCAUCCAUCGGCUUACGCAGAGGAGAAAGGAUGGAACCGGCAGUGCGCUACAGAGAAGUCGGAAGAGAGCUACCGAGGAUGGCCCGAGAGGUGAUGGGUUUAAUAUUGGUGAGAAAUUUGAGAAGCGGCAAAAGACAAUUGCCGGUUGGAAACGAUAG